UUGCGAGACCCCCCCAAAGUCUCCGAAAGGAAUUUGGCUACAUCCAUUACGGGUAUUCCUAACUUUAUCAGUACAAGCCUCUUCGCGAUGGAAGGCAUCGGAGUUGUCAUGCCAAUUGAAAAUGAGAUGAUUAAACCGCAUCAUUUCCUCGGGUGCCCUGGAGUUUUAAAUAUUGCAAUGUCAGCGGUUGUCUUGCUUUACGGUUUCGUCGGAUUCUGCGGUUACCUAAAUUUUGGGGAAGAAGUGAGGGGAAGUCUCACAUUGAAUUUGCCGCAAGAUGAAAUAUUAGCUCAGCUUGCUAAGAUCUUGGUGGCGUGCGUAAUGAUACUGUCCUUUGCGUUGGUGUAUUACGUCCCAGUGGAUGUCGUAUGGAGGCGGAUACAAGACAAAAUACCAGCACGAGGUCACCGAUGGUCGAUAGCCGGAUUGAGGUUUAUAGGAACAGUACUAAUAGUUGGCAUUGCAAGUGCGAUUCCUAGACUCGAGCUCUUCAUGGAACUUGUGGGCGCUAUUUGCUUAUCCGUUAUGGGUCUGCUACUUCCCGCAAUAGUAGAGACAGUUUGGCGUUGGAGUCGCGGUUUGGGACCAUGCAAUUGGAUUCUAUGGAAAAAUUGCCUCAUCAGUAUCUUCUCUGUGAUUGCAAUGGUUUCAGGCGUUGCUUAUUCAAUUAUUUCCAUAUUGGAAAGGCUGUGA
This is a messenger RNA of Parnassius apollo (apollo), 693 nucleotides long. NCBI's taxonomy places the organism in Eukaryota, Metazoa, Arthropoda, Insecta, Lepidoptera, Papilionidae. The record is from the annotation of a GenBank genome assembly.